Drosophila miranda is the source of this 3617-nucleotide messenger RNA. RefSeq names its product organic cation transporter-like protein. Gene Ontology annotation, molecular function: transmembrane transporter activity. The record is from RefSeq and is a predicted model, not a curated record. Gene Ontology annotation, biological process: transmembrane transport. The coding region runs from base 1800 to 3599 and encodes 599 amino acids. NCBI's taxonomy places the organism in Eukaryota, Metazoa, Arthropoda, Insecta, Diptera, Drosophilidae. The transcript is spliced from 4 exons. Gene Ontology annotation, cellular component: membrane.
AUGUGGGUUAUUUAUGACAAAACAACAGCAAAUUUGUACCACUCAAACAUUGGAAUGUAUGGUUCCAUGUAAUUGGUGCCAUUUGUUCAGAUUUGAAUACCUAAAGUUCAACAGUUUUUCGGAUUACAAAAAUAUUAUGAUUAUCUUAUUUGGACGUUAAUGUGCAAUUAAUGCGGCACCAAGCCGAAGCCUGUUACGUGAGGAUCCCAGGCAGGAACGCAAACCAGCCGAGGGGCGCUGCCGCAUGAGGCGAACCGAUCGCGUACUUUCAGGAAAGAUCAUCUAUCUUGGACUAAUAUUCGAGGAAAACUAGAACUAAACUGAGUAAAAGAACUAAGCAUGACUAAUUACAAGAAGGGUUUGUGAGUAUUAGUAAUUUAAGAAGAGGAAGGUUAUUAUUAGUAGAUAUAAUAUGGUAGAGGGAACUAUAAUCCGAAUAAUUCGAUCUACAAAGCGGAAGGGUAGGUGUACAGAUGUUUCUGGUGGAUCUAAUAGAAACCAUCAGGUUUAAGCGGCUCAACAAGUCAGGCCUAUCAACGACAACCUUGAUCAAGUUGUCCAAAAAAAUCAUACCAUGUAUUGUUCUACGAUAAAGUAAGGAAGGAAGGUUUACUAAGAGUAAUCUGCCAUAUUUGAGUAAGAUUGCAUUCCCUCACUUGCAUAUAAAACGAGGGGGACCGCUUACACCCGAUACUCAGUUAGUAUGGCUUAGUGUUGUGUUGCUUAUGAGUGAGUAAACAAAAAGGGUUGUUCACUUAAGUGAAGCCCUUCCAAACCGUCCCUUUUUUGCUCACUUGUUUAUUUUUGCUCACUUGCUCUUUUUGGUUCACUGGUCCAUUUUUGUUCACUUGUUCUCUACUCACAUUUUGCGAAAUUUUGCUCCUCAAACGGCGUUCUGGCAGUUGUUCACAUCACACUUUUUGUAUUACCGGCAAAGCUUUUCAUUUUGAGAAAGUUGGACGCCAAGAAGCCAAGUACAAGUAUUGCAAAUCUGUUUUGAGUUGCCAAUUUCUGAGUUGCAAGUCUGUGGUGCUUAGGGAUGUGAGUUGACUCACUUACUAAAAAAGAACAAGAGAACAUGUUCACCAAAAUGAGCAAUGAACACUAGUAUGGCUCCUCCGCCAGAGCACACAUUGCACGACAAAGAGUGUGUGUGAGAGAGAGGCAGAAAAUGAGUAAGCAGUGAAAUUUCUUUUGUUCCGUCUGGCUAUAAUAAUGAUCCAAACUGAUUCAGAUUUUGCAGUCUGGAAGAUACGUUCAUUCUCUAUGAAUGUGCGUUUUUGGUUUUCUCUGGGCGGAACACACAUCCAUUUUCCGCACAAAUCUAAUAUAACCCUAUACUCUUUGUGAGUAUUGGGUAUAAAAAUCAUAUCUGUACCUACCUAGUUUAUUCGAAUGAAUGAAAACCAUUGAGAACACGUAUAAUAAAUUAGCAUAAAUUAUAAUCAGCUUACUUUUUCAUGAAUUUACUAAAAAAAACACCAACAAAAUUUGUAUAUUUAUGCAACAAUCAUACUAAGUAAUAACCAAGUUAUAAAUUUUGAAUAGUAAAUUGUAGAUUAUCAAGACCAAUAAUUAAAUCAAUACGUAUAGCUUGUGAUCGAAUCGGCGGGCAUUUCAUUCUAAGGGGCCUGAAGCGAACUACUUAUCAGCUGGGUAGAGACGAAAGAGUCGAUUCCAUUCCACUAUUCAACUCCAAUAUCAGUCUCACGGGGCCGCUUUCACAACACAGCCAGCGCGCUCUUAACUAUUCAGCCAAGGCGGAAUCGGAUCGGAUCGGAGUAGAGUAGAGUGGCAGUAUGCGCGUGGCAGCCACAGAGAGCGGACAAGCGACGCACCCCACUGAGCGCUCUCCCCAGACCCCAACCCCCCAGUCCCAACAGCACGCGCCACGCCUCGCCACGCCGCACCACACCACACCACUCCACAGCUUAAGCGACUCCGAGAUGGAUUUUGAGAAGAUACUGGGCAAGUGUGGCGACUGUCAUCGCUACCAGUACAUGCUGAUGGCGCUCUACGGCUUCCUAAUGUUCGUCGUCUCCAGGCACUACUUCGCCCAGAAUGUGAUCAGCUUUGUGCCCGACCACUGGUGCCACCACCCAGAUCUGGAGCAUCGCAGCUUUGAGGAGAUCGCGGCCAUCUAUUCGCAGUUCGAGAAUCCCUCCUGCACGCGACUGGCAUCCAUCGAUCCGGACGGAGGCAAUGCCACGGCGAGCAGCGAGCCCUGCGAUCGGUGGAUCUACAACUACGAUUUCGGGUUCAGGAGCAUGAAUGCCGAACUCAAUUGGGUCUGUGAUGCCGCCUACAAGGCGCGUGUGGGUCAAUCCCUGUUCUUUGUGGGAUCCAUGUGCGGAACUCUGAUCUUCGGGCUGCUUGGCGACACCAUCGGACGCAUCAAGGCGAUGAUCUUGGCCAACUGGUGCGGCUUUCUGGGCGACUCAGCCACCAUCUUUGCGCAGAGCUUGGUGACAUUCUCAGUGAGUCGGUUCGUGUCUGGGCUAGCGGCCGAAGCCAAUGCCUACCUGAUGUAUAUUCUGGCGCUCGAGUACGUGUCGCCCUCGCUGCGCAAUGUUGGCCUGAACCUAAUCUUGUCCGUCUUCUACUCUCUGGGCAUGAUUAGUGCCUCUUGGCAGGCCGUCUGGGUGGGCGAGUGGCGCACGUUUAUGGCCUGGUCCGCCGUGCCCCUGCUACUGGUAACCCUCUUCUACUUCCUGGUCCAGGAGAGUGCCCAGUGGCUGGUCACCCGCCACGACAUCGACGGAGCCGUGCUGCGGCUGAGGCGGGUGGCACACUUCAAUCGGCGCGUGGUCAGCGAGGAGGACUUUGAGCAGUUCCGCGUCCACUGCAAGGGCCAGGAAUCGACCAGCAGCCAUCACUCCAUGCAGAGGCAGUCCAAGCUGAUGGAUGCCCUAAAGACGCCUCGACUGCGCCUCAGGAUGAUCAACGUAUUGCUGGUGUUCACCAUUAUCACCCUCUGCUACAACACCGUGUCCCGUAAUGUGGAGGGUCUCGGCCUCUCGCCCUUCAUCAUGUUCACUUUGUUCGCCCUGACGCUGCCACCCUCGGGGCUGUUCCAGGCCCAGGCCCAAAAGAGUAUGGGUCGCAAGUUUACGGCGGUGAGCAGCAUGGUUGCCACUGGUCUAAUGACAGCCGCCUGCGGCAUACUCCUGACCUUCUGGAAGCAGCCCAGCCCGGUCCUGCUGGUGGCCCUCAUUCUGACCUCGCGGUUCGGAAUCUCCGUCUGUACCGGGGCCACCAUGCAGAUCUCCGCGGAGCUUGUGCCCACCUGUGUGCGUUCCGGUAUCCUGGCGGUGGCCCAUGUCAGCGGAGCGGCCUUCUCCUUCGUCUCGCCAUUCAUCCUGCAUCUGGACACGUAUUUUCGGGCUGCCUCCUCGAUUAUCAUCUGUCUGCUGCUCUUUGCCAGCGCCUGGAUCUGCCUGCUCAUGCCGGAGACCCGCAACAAGAAGCUGCCCAUGUCCCUGGCCGAGGGCGAGCAGUUCGGCAAGGGCGAGCGCAUGUUCGACUUCCUGCGGCGCCCCAAAAAGGAAGACGAGGCCGAUCUCAGUGCCGAGACCCAUCAGAAACUUGUGCCCGAAUAAACGUUGUCUCCUGUGAUA